Aspergillus niger is the source of this 1614-nucleotide messenger RNA. RefSeq lists its product as uncharacterized. The transcript has 3 exons. Lineage: Eukaryota; Fungi; Ascomycota; Eurotiomycetes; Eurotiales; Aspergillaceae. Gene Ontology annotation, molecular function: protein binding. The record is from RefSeq and is a predicted model, not a curated record. Bases 1 to 1614 code for a protein of 537 amino acids.
AUGGACGUUGACACCAACGAUCCCCGCCUCGGCUCUCCCUCUGCCACCAACGGUGUGAAUGGCACUCACACGGAGAAGAGUCCGACCCCGCCCCCUCACCGGUCCAAUGGAAACACCGCGGAGGCCGACUCCUUCAAGCUGGCUGGAAACAAGUUUUUCAAGGAUGGCAACUAUGCCCGCGCCAUUGAGGAAUUUACCAAGGCUCUCGAGAUUAGCCCCAACUCGUCCGUCUACCUGUCCAACCGGGCUGCAGCAUACAUGGCGGCCAACCAAUAUCUCGCUGCUCUGGAGGACUGCGAACGGGCCUGCGAGCUCGACCCCACCAACACUAAGAUCAUGUACCGGUUGGCCCGUAUCCUGACCAGCUUGGGCCGUCCGACGGAGGCUCUUGAUGUGCUGUCUCGUAUCGAGCCCCCGGCCUCCGCUACUGACCGUGCGGCCGCAGAGAAGAUGCUCCGCUUCGUCAGCCAGGCGGAGGAGGCUCUUUCGCAGGACCGUGGUGUCUCAAUGGUGCUGUUCUGCCUCGACCAGGCCCGUCAGCUCCUCGGACAAGGCGUCAAGGAGCCCCGCAAGUGGACGCUGAUGACUGCAGAGGCCCAGUUGAAGAUGGGCAACGACAACUCGUACGGCAAGGCACAGGACAUUGCUAUUAGCAUGCUCCGCGUGAACAGCCAGGACCCUGAUGCGCUGAUGAUCCGCGCCCGGGCCUUCUACGGUAUGGGUGACACGGAGCAGGCGCUGAAGCUGCUGAAGAUGUGUCUGGGUCUGGAUCCGGAUAUGAAGGCGGCGAUCAAGCUGCUGCGGACCGUGCAGAAGCUGGUGCGCACCAAGGAAGAGGGUAACACGGCAUUCAAGGCCAAGGACUAUCGUCGCGCCAUCGACCUGUGGGGUGAGGCGCUGACGGUGGACCCGAAGAACAAGGACCAGAACGCCAAGAUCCUGCAGAACCGGGCGCAGGCCUACAUCAACCUGAAGGAGUACGACAGUGCAGUGGCAGACUGCAACGAGGCCCUGCGGCUGGACCCCGGGUACCUCAAAGCGCAGAAGAUGCGCGCCAAGGCGCACGGCGGUGCCGGCAAUUGGGAAGAAGCUGUGCGCGACUACAAGGCGGUGGCGGAGUCGAACCCGACCGAGAAGGGCAUCCAAGAGGAAAUCCGUCGGGCCGAGUUUGAGCUGAAGAAGGCGCAGCGCAAGGAUUACUACAAGAUCCUCGGAGUGUCCAAGGACGCGGGCGAGCAAGAGAUCAAGAAGGCGUACCGCAAGAUGGCGAUCCAGUACCACCCGGACAAGAACCGGGACGGGGAUGCGGGUGACGAGAAGUUCAAGGAGAUUGGUGAGGCGUACGAGACUUUGAGUGAUCCUCAGAAACGUGCUGCCUACGACAACGGCGAUGACCUGAUGGACCCAGCUGACAUGUUCUCGCACGGCGGCUUCGGCGGCAUGGGAGGCAUGGGCGGUAUGGGCGGAAUGGGCGGAAUGGGUGGUAUGGGCGGUAUGGGAGGAACCCAUAUCAACAUCGACCCCAGCGUGCUGUUCAACAUGAUGAACGGCGGCGGCGGAUUUGCGCACGCAGGAGGACAGCGCGGAGGAUUCCCCGGCGGAUUUCCCUUUUAG